UUCCGGAUGACGAUAAAAACUCUUGGAGGUCGUGUGUGCAAGUUGCGCACGUUAAAGAUCCAUGUCCUGUCUUAGUUUUGAUCGUGGAUAAUUCUUGUAAGUUCUUUCACACGAUGUAUAAGUACGGAAUCAGAGACGGAAGUUGUACACUUUUUUUGUAUUUUUAGUCACAGAGAACUCGUUUCUACGCCAAACUGUCAUGGCUGAAAAGGGGCCCCUACCAGAAGGCAGAUUGGAUCAUUCUGCUCCAGAAACCCUGUCUUUGAAAGAAAGAAUGAUGAGCUUGUCCCUGUCUAACGCGUCUGCCCGCGAGUGGUUCUCCAAGACGAGGGAGAGCGUCAGGCCAUGGGCAGAGUUUGUUCACACCAAGAGAUUUGGCGUGCCAAAAUCCAUCGCUCCGGUGCCCAAAAGAAUUGUGAAGAACAUCGACACUUUUCAGGGAAAUUACCUGUUUGUGUUCAUGGGUCUUGUCGUUUUCUGCAUAUUGACCUCCCCAUUCCUGCUGGUGGCCUUGGCCGCAUGUUUCGGCGCCUGCUUCUUGAUCAGCGUGAAGAAUCAGGACAAGAAAAUCACCGUCAUGGGGUGUUAUCUCAAGAAUAAGUCUAGAUGUUACCAAGUGGUUCCAACACUUCAUCAACUUACGCCUGAAGGAAAAUGCGAGUUUUCGUAGUCUAGAGGUAAGGAGUUCGCCUCUCAUUCUACAGGUCCAGGGUUCGAAACCUGAAAGCGACGGAAAAUGUUCUUCUCUGAAAAAAA
Molecule: messenger RNA, 756 nt
Organism: Aplysia californica (California sea hare)
Lineage: Eukaryota; Metazoa; Mollusca; Gastropoda; Aplysiida; Aplysiidae
Product: prenylated Rab acceptor protein 1
Exons: 4
Coding region: 200-670 (156 amino acids)
Cellular component (GO): Golgi apparatus
Source: RefSeq, a predicted model, not a curated record